Messenger RNA from Panicum virgatum (switchgrass), 1006 nucleotides. Its product is annotated as elicitor-responsive protein 3-like. Bases 322 to 753 code for a protein of 143 amino acids. The record is from RefSeq and is a predicted model, not a curated record. NCBI's taxonomy places the organism in Eukaryota, Viridiplantae, Streptophyta, Magnoliopsida, Poales, Poaceae. The transcript is spliced from 5 exons.
GGCAGGCCGUGCGAUGCAAGGUUUAUCUAUUCCACUAGGAUACAUAGGAGCUCCGGCCUGGACCGGCGGCCAGGUGGUGGGUGCGCUUCGGCUUCAACCCCCUGACGCGCGGCGCGGAACUGGCGGUGGCGGGGCGAAGCUAAUGGCCGUCCGUGCCAUGCCGCCUCGCCCUCCGCCUCCACCUCCGUCUCCAUGCCGGGCAGGGAGCGAGACUCGUAUAAAGGGCGGCCAGAGAUUCGGAUCCACCUGUCUGCGUCUCCGUUCGUUCGCGCCACAGGCAAGGGAUAGGAGCUCGUGAGGAAGAGCGAGGAGGAGGACGACAUGGUGCACGGGACGCUGGAGGUGCUGCUCGUCGGCGCCAAGGGCCUCGAGAACACCGAUUACCUCUGCAACAUGGAUCCGUAUGCGAUUCUCAAGUGCCGAUCACAGGAGCAGAGGAGCAGUAUUGCAGCUGGAAAAGGAACUAACCCUGAGUGGAAUGAAAACUUUGUCUUCACUGUGUCCGACCGAACUACAGACUUGAUAAUCAAGCUUAUGGAUAGUGAUACAGGCACAGCAGAUGACUUUGUAGGUGAAGCAACGAUUCCGCUGGAAGCAGUGUAUUCGGAAAGGAGCAUUCCACCAACGAUCUAUAAUGUUGUGAAAGGUGAAAAAUACUGUGGCGGAAUCAAAGUUGGUCUCACAUUUACUCCCGAGGAUACUCGCCAGAGGGGUCUCCCGGAUGACUGCGGUGGAUGGAAGCAAUCUCGCUAAGGCCAGCAAGAUCUUUUGAUAUUUCACCAGAGCAACAGUGAUAAUUUGUGUGCUUGAGGCAUUCAGCCCUCGAACACGUUCACGCUUGUGCAACAUGAAAUUCAGUUGAUUUGGCCUCUUUAAAUGUUUGAAAAGAUGUGUUAUUAGCGAGUUUAAACUAAAAGCAGCUGCAUAUUGUUGCAUCAAUACAGUUCCUCAAGAUUGGAAAUUUCAAGGAUUGUCCAGAAAAGGAGAAAUUCCUCGUUUCCUCCAA